CUGUUUGGGAUUUAAUGGCGGGAUGCAGGGGUUGCGAUUGAUUCUCCUGUCAACGCACCUCUUGCUAAUUCUACGUUUAACAGCUUUAGCUUGAAUUUCUCAGGUUUGGUUCAAGUCAGCGACUAAUCAGAAAGUGCCAGUCUCUACGGUCCAACUCAAGCUAGGAAGUAGCCACCCUGCUUUGCGAGCGGAAACUUAGGCGUAAAAGGUCAUAGAAAGUUUUAUGGAGAAAUCACUGGUAAACGAUAACCCGUUGCUUGUACCUCUCAACAAGCAGCAGACAGUCUACGAUGGAUUUAUCACUGUUCAGGAAAGAGACUUCAGGAUGAGAAUAGUUCUCCCACCAGAUCGACAGCUCAAGGAGGCCAAGCUGCACUGCUGCUGGCAGUUGAAGCACCUGUUGCGUGGAUAUGAGCGCAUAGUGAAGCAGAGGCUGCAGCAGUCGGCUGAUCUUGUCGGUUUCAUUCUGGAGCUGAAGACUGUCUUGGAAGUGGUGCUGAAGAGCCGCCCCGAGUGCCGCUCCAUCCCGCCUCCGCAGUAUUACUCUCAGCUCAUCUCUGAGAUGGAGACCCUCGGGUGGGACAAGUAA
This is a messenger RNA of Neolamprologus brichardi, 589 nucleotides long. Lineage: Eukaryota; Metazoa; Chordata; Actinopteri; Cichliformes; Cichlidae. The record is from RefSeq and is a predicted model, not a curated record.